UUAUUUCGGACGGAUAACGAUGCUUUUUUAUGUGUCGAAUUUGACGUAAAACAACUUCAAUUUGAUCCAGCUUCGUUGUUUCAUUACGAAGAGUUUCAGUUUUAUUGGAAUUUCAUUCUAUGAGUGACAUAAGUAACAGUUGCAAUUUUUCACCCGAGCUCUUGAUUCAAGUGCGUGUAUUCAGAGUUUGUUUCUGAGACGGCGAUUGUAGUCAAUCUGUAUGCAACUGUUACGCGUUACCUCGACUAUGUCUUACCAAGGAUCACCAUAUUCGGGCCCGGGUGACGACUAUGAUUUCGAAGACGACGGGUACGACGAUUUAGAUGAAUACAGGGAUCAAGAGGACCCGUUACCACCACCUCCAGUCGACGACAGCGAUGAAGAUACAGAAGAAGCAAGUGAGACAGAUAUACCUAAUAAUGAUGAACCAGUGGAGAUCAAGGAACAAAUGUAUCAAGAUAAGUUAGUAAAUCUAAAAAAGCAACUACAGCAGUUAGAAGAUGGAGUACAUCCAGAGUUCCUGAGGAGGGUCAAAAGGCUGGAGCAUCAACUACAUGAGAGAUUAAGACUUAACAAGAUAUAUAAAGAUCACAUGCAUGAUGUUGUAGAGAGAGAAUAUAUAUCAGAGAAGAAAGCAGCGGCUAAAGAAUUUGAAGAGAAGCCGCACCACAACAACCAGCCCCGGAAACACCACAAUUCUACCAGUUCGACGUGUGCGGGCGAGUCGCCGGUGCGCGAGGGGGAUGCUGGUGGUGGAGGUGGCGGUGGUGCGGGGGCGGAGGCGCGCGUGGAGGACGGCAAGCUGUGGUACGAGCGGCGCUGGUUCCACCGCGGACAGAGCGUGUACGUGGAGGCACGGGGCCGGGAGAUAGGGCGCUUCGCCGGACAUAUACACGCCAUCACUGAUGAAGCGAUAUGGGUGAAGAAAACGAAUCUGGAGCGCGUGAGGAUAUACGUGUCUCAGUUAGCGCGGGGCAAAGUGACGUUAAAGAGACGGGCCUCGUAACUCAGUGCUACACUGUGUAACUCAUCUGUAUAUAGUUAUCGUAACUCAGUGUUACACUGUGCAACAUAUUUGUACAUAAUUUGUAACGUUACACUGUGAAACAUGAAAAAUUGGUGUGGAGCAUGAAAAAUUUCGUACCUCUUGACGAACCAGUGGUGAGAAACAUUUUUAUCUAAGUAGUUUGAACUAUAAGCAAUUUCCGGAAUAAGUAUGCUUUGUUAAUAACCACAAACCUUUAGAUAUCUUAGAACAUGUGUAUGAGUGAAAUACAAGAUAAAAAAUUAAAAAUCAACGUAUAAUUGCUUAAAUUAUUAAUUACAGGAAGAUUUAUUUAUAUUGUAUUUCAUUACAUAACUCAACAAGUCAAAAAAGUCAUGUGUACAAGAAAAAAAUGCUUCUAAACAAAAGGUUUACAAUUCCUCAAAGAGUAAGCGAGACGCUAAAUAUUUACAUAGGAGUGAUAGAGAUGGAUAAUAACGUAAAUGUACGAAAUUGUUCAUGUUCCGGAAUAUAGUUAGUUUUACACCAAUUUCUGUAUAUAGUUUACUUGUUUGUGUUGAAAUGGGAUAUAACUGAAUGGUUGUGCCAAGGAUACAUUGAAAGCGUAAUCCAACUAUACAAUUACAUGUUACCGAUCAAUCGUGAAUACCGUCUGUUUGAAAUUUGACUAGAUUUUUUUUUUUUUUUCAUAUGGAUAUUUAUAUUAUUUUCAUCUUAAUUACCUGAAGUUUCAAAUUUGAUAUAGGGGUUAUUGGCAUCUAUAAUCGAUUUAAUUUGAGCACUAGGCUGUCUCCAUGUCACGUUUGAUAGUAAAAAGAUUGAAAACAAAAAGGAGCCUUUAACGAAAAUGUUGCUAGCUUUAAAGUUAUGGAUUUUUCGCACAAUUUGGAAGGACAAUGUGUAAAACUAUCAUUUUUUUACUACAUUUCUCAUUAGUAAAUACAGUAAAGUGUACAUUCAUGUAUUUUUUAAUUCGAUUCAUAAACUCAGCCUUUUAAGGAUUAAUUGUUGGUCCUUAGUUGUCAUUUCUAUUACGCCAAAGUGUCAACAAUGGAUUAUGAAUGAAGUUUUACAAAUUGACGAAUUUUGACCGUCACUUUAUGAAUUCGUUGAUAUCGCUAUUUACUGAAUACAAUUAAAGGUAAAUUCAAAAUUGAUGGUUUUGACGAUUGGUUGUCUUUUUACAUGUUCAAGAUUUCUACCUUUUGGUUUAUUAAAAAUGCAUUGCAUAUAUUUAUUACAAUGGAUUCCUUUAUAUAUGUUUAUUGUUUUGUGUAAAUUAUGUUUGUAUAUUUUUGCAAACAAUAUCUAGGCAAAGAUUUUCUAUAUUAGUUAUGGCUAAAUCUAAACAAUUAUUUCAUCAAAAAUGUGAAUACACUUAAUAAAUAUCAAUAAUUUAAAAUCAAAACAGUAUGCUUAGAUUGUUUUAUGACCGACUUCCCAAAAGAAGGAUUCGAUUCAUCUGUUUUUUUUUUAUUUUUUUUUUGUUUAUUAUGAGUCAGAUUUUUUACUACAAUAUAGUAAAUUAUUUGAUUAUACAAACAGUAUUCAAAUUUGUAAAUACUUUGUGAUGCUAUAAAUGUGUAGUUUUCAAUAUCACUUGGUAAAAUAUACCCUUUUUCUGUGAUAAACAUUUGUACAUAUUAAGAUAAUUUCACUGAGCAAGUUCCUGUAGUGAGAUUAACGUUUCUUGAUACUUGCGUUAUUUUUUAUAAGCCGACCAGAUUUAUAAUUUUCAUAUUUCACGGAUGUAUUUAUUUAUUUCUAUAUCAAAAGCCAGUGACAAAAUUAUACCUGUCAUAUAAUAGGCCUAUUUUGAAAACUAUGAAAAUCAAAUAAAAUAAAACAAAAUUUUUAAUUCAUUCAUUAUGAUGUAGGAAUAACUAUCAUAGUUUAUACUUACUAGCUGUUGCCCGCGACUUCGUCCACGCAAUAUUAAGAUAAAAAAAAGUAGUGUAUCCAUUUAUGACA
Messenger RNA from Papilio polytes (common Mormon), 2977 nucleotides. RefSeq names its product sin3 histone deacetylase corepressor complex component SDS3. Lineage: Eukaryota; Metazoa; Arthropoda; Insecta; Lepidoptera; Papilionidae. Gene Ontology annotation, cellular component: Sin3-type complex. Gene Ontology annotation, molecular function: histone deacetylase binding. The record is from RefSeq and is a predicted model, not a curated record. The transcript is spliced from 7 exons. Gene Ontology annotation, biological process: negative regulation of transcription by RNA polymerase II. Bases 221 to 1006 code for a protein of 261 amino acids.